GGUGUGAAUUCUGGAACAAUGUGGACCUUGGCACUGUGGGUGUUCUCUCUACUCUACAAAUUCAGCCUGGCAGUUCUGCCAGCUAAGCCAGAAAACAUCUCCUGCAUCUUAUACUUUGACAAACGUAUGACUUGCACUUGGAAUCCAGAGGAAACCAAUGGCACCAGCUACACUGUGAGGAUGACAUACUCCUUUGGAAAAAGAAAUCACACUGAUUAUACCACGAAGUCUUCAUAUUCUUUCCCCCCCUCGGUAACAUUACCCCCCGAUAACUGCGAUGUUGAAGUGGAAGCUCAAAAUGGAGACGGUAAAGUCAAGUCUGAUCUCACACACUGGGAUUUAGAAGCCAUAGUGAAAACCGAACCACCUAUAAUUUUAAGUGUGAAUCCAAUUUCCAAUAAAAUGUUCCAGAUACAAUGGAAACCUCGUGAAAACCUUCAUUUGGAUUACCUAAAGUGCAUGAUUCGGUUCAGGACUAUCAACAGUACCCACUGGGUAAGAGUCAACUUCGAGGGUUAUGACCGGGUCUGCAACCUCACAGGGCUUCAGGCUUUCACAGAAUAUGUCAUAGCUCUGCAAUUCAGGACUAAUAAGUCAAGAUACUGGAGCAACUGGAGCAAAGAAGAAACUGCAACGACUAUGGAGGAAGUUCCACAUGUCCUGGACCUGUGGAGAGUCCUGGGACCAGCAGACAUGAACGGAGACAGGAAUGUGCUAUUGCUGUGGCAGAAAGCAAGAGGAGCCCCAGUCUUGGAGAGAACACUUGGCUACAACAUACAGUACUUUCCAGAAAACAGCACUAACCUCACAGAGAUAAACAACAUCACAGGCCAGCAGUUUGAACUGCUUCUGACGGGCCAGACACACUGUGUGUCUGUGACAUCUUUUAAUUCUCUUGGGAAGUCCCAAGAGGCCACACUGAGGAUCCCAGCUGUUGAUGAGGACACCUUCCAGUGCAUCCGGGCCAUGCAGGCCCACCUUGCUGAGCCCCUGCUGGUGGUCGAGUGGCAGACCUCCAAUCCCGAGGUGGACACGUGGAUGGUGGAGUGGUUUCCAGAAGAAGCAGAGUCAAAGUUCCCUGCUCUUUCCUGGGAAUCCGUGUCUCAGGUCACCAACUGGACCAUCGAGCAAGAUAAAUUGAAACCUUUCGUAUGCUAUAAUAUAUCAGUGUAUCCAGUGUUGGGACACAAAGUGGGAAAGCCAUAUUCAAUCCAAGCUUAUGCCAAGGAAAAAGCUCCCUCCAAAGGUCCUGAGACCAGGGUGGAGAAUAUCGGUCUGAAGACAGCGACAGUCAUAUGGAAAGAGAUUCCCAAGAGUCUUAGAUACGGAUUUAUCAACAAUUACACCAUAUUUUACCAAGCUGAAGGUGGAAAAGAGUUCUCCAAGACAGUCAACUCCAGUGUCCUGCAGUAUGACCUGGAGUCUCUGACACGAAGAACCUCUUACACUGUUCGGGUCAUGGCCAGCACCAGAGCUGGGGGCACCAAAGGGGCGACAAUAAACUUUAAGACUUCAUCAAUCAGUGUUUUUGAAAUCGUCCUUCUAACAUCUGUAGUCGGAGGAGGCCUGCUUCUACUUAGCAUCAAAAUGGUGACUUUUGGUCUCAAAAAGUCAAACCGCUUUACUCGUCUGUGUUGUCCUGAAGUUCCCAACCCUGCUGAAAGUAGUUUAGCCACGUGGCUCAAAGAUGAUUUCAAGGGCAAGUCAAAUCUGAAGGAUUCCAAAACCACUGGGAAUACGGAAGACAGGGCCCUAAAACCGAGUCUGGUCCCCGCCGACCUCAUUGACAAGCUGGUAGUGAGCUUUGAGAAUUUUCUGGAAGUAGUUUCCAGAGAGGAAGCUGGAAAGGGUCAGGAGAGCCUUUGGGGAGGAGAGGAGAAUGAGUACGUGGCCUCCCCGUCUAGGCCUGCCAGUCCCCCGGGGAAGAAUUUUCAGGAGCCCUCCCUUUUAACCGAGGCUGCUUCUGGAGACUCCCACAGCCGGCCUCUGGGAAUGGUGGAGGAGACAGAGUCAGAAUUCAGCAAGCGACUUCCGUCUUCCGGGCAGAGUCCGGGACAAGAGCCUCCCGGUGAGGAGCCAGCUCUGAAUCCGUACCUGAAAAAUUCAGUGACAACCAGGGAGUUUCUCGUGCAUGAAAAUUUCCCAGAGCACAACAAGGGAGAGCUCUAA
Molecule: messenger RNA, 2169 nt
Organism: Psammomys obesus (fat sand rat)
Lineage: Eukaryota; Metazoa; Chordata; Mammalia; Rodentia; Muridae
Gene: Il31ra
Product: interleukin 31 receptor A
Exons: 14
Coding region: 19-2169 (716 amino acids)
Biological process (GO): cytokine-mediated signaling pathway
Cellular component (GO): external side of plasma membrane; signaling receptor complex
Molecular function (GO): cytokine receptor activity; cytokine binding
Source: RefSeq, a predicted model, not a curated record